AUGGCGACAAGGAGGAAAGGCACCACCAUCUCUGAUGAAGUGCGGGAGCUUCUCCGACUCCUGGAUCCUUCAGCUGCGGCGUCCUAUGAAGGCGCAGGAGGAGACAUCGUAGGUGGCAAAGGAACCAUGAAAGGCAUGUAUGAUGGUGACGAAGAAGGUAGUGGAGACACUGAGGUAGACAAUGAUGAGGGCACUGAGAACAAUGACCAUGAUACCGAAGAUACUGCCGGAGAGACAGAAGAUACCGAUGUAGACGACGAAAGCACUGAAUACACCGAUGGAAACUCUGGAGUCAAUGAUGAAGGCAUUGUUGGAGAAAAUGGAGACACCGAUGGAGACGCCGAAGACACUACGGGAGAGGCUGAGGACGCUGCUGGAGAGACUGGAGACACCGAUGGACAAACCGAGGACACUACUGGAGAGUCUAAGGAGGCAGCUGGAGAGACUGAAGACACCGAUGGACACACCGAAGACACUGCUGGAGGAGCUGAGGAGGCAGCCGGAGACGCCGUCAUUGAAGGAAACACCGAAAACGAUGAUGCAGAGACUGAAGAAGCCAAUGGGUAUUCCGAAAUCGUUGAUGGAGAAGACACUGAAGGUGCUGAUGUGGACACUGAAGUUGCUGAUGAGGACACUGAAGACAUCGAUGGAGAAGACACUGAAGGUACUGAUGUGGACACUGAAGCCAUUGAUGGAGAAGACACCGGAAACACUGAUGGAGACACUGAAGCCAUUGAUGGAGAAGACACCGAAAACACUGAUGGAGACACUGAAGCCAUUGAUGGAGAAGACACCGGAAACACUGAUGGAAACACUGAAGCCAUUGAUGGAGAAGACACUCAAGACACUGAUUGGGACACUAACGCCACUGAUGGAGGCACUGAAGAUAACGGUAUGGAAGGAGAAACUGAAGAAACAGCUGAGGAAACUGAAGAUAUGGAGGCAAAGGCUAAGGACACUGAAGGAGACACCAAAGACACCGAGAUGUCCUCAGAUGAACCAACAGAAAAGAGCGUGCGAGCUGCCAAGGACCCUGCAGACCUCAAGAAGACCUUGGCUAAAAAGAAUUCAGUACGAGGCGCCGGAGCACAUGGGCUUUCCGUUCAGAACCUUCGCGGUGGCGGUUCUUCAACAUGUGAGGCACCUGUGGACCUGUUCUUCCUCCUCGAUGGAUCUGGCAGUGUAAAAGCUGCAAACUUCGCUAAGGUGAAGCAGUUUGUGGUCGAUAUGGUCAAUAGUUUCGACGUCAGCCCAGCUGCCACUAGGGUUGGUGUUCUUCAGUAUUCUAACAGGAACACCCUGGUGUUUAACCUGGGAAACAAAGUGAACAAGCCGACUACCGUGAGCGCUAUUAACAGCAUCUCGUACCAGGGAGGCGGGACGAGAACCGGAGCUGCUCUACAGUACGUCCGUGGAAACGCAGCAUGGAGGAGAGGAAAUGUGCCAAAAGCACUGAUCGUGUUGACAGACGGAAAAUCAGAAGAUUCCGUGUCGGGACCCUCUCAGAGCCUGGUCUCGGAUCGUGUUGAGGUGUACGCCAUCGGUGUGAGCAAUUUCGAUCAUGAGGAACUCCUACAGAUUGUCAACAACAAACAGAGCAACGUGAUUGAGCUGGACGACUUCAACGCCCUCGCCACGAAGAUAGACGAAAUCGCCCAAGAAGUUUGCUCAUAUGCGACAGAAGAAGUCUAUGCCAAUUCCUUUGAGGUCCUGCGCACUGCCAACCAACAGUAUCGAGAUGUCGACUUCUUCGUCAUCAAGGCGAGGCUGCCAGCUGACGGUCUGUCUGCCUCGGAAAACUGGUGCAGGGAUUACCAACGUCUGUGUGCGCAGUACGGGCUGAGGCCUACCGGCUGUGGGGAACAAUACGCUAACAGUGGACACUAUGCCAAGUAA
Messenger RNA from Branchiostoma floridae (Florida lancelet), 1896 nucleotides. Its product is annotated as collagen alpha-1(VI) chain-like. The record is from RefSeq and is a predicted model, not a curated record. The transcript is spliced from 7 exons. The coding region runs from base 1 to 1896 and encodes 631 amino acids. Lineage: Eukaryota; Metazoa; Chordata; Leptocardii; Amphioxiformes; Branchiostomatidae.